Molecule: messenger RNA, 1492 nt
Organism: Nelumbo nucifera (sacred lotus)
Lineage: Eukaryota; Viridiplantae; Streptophyta; Magnoliopsida; Proteales; Nelumbonaceae
Product: GDT1-like protein 1, chloroplastic
Biological process (GO): Golgi calcium ion homeostasis; manganese ion transmembrane transport; Golgi calcium ion transport
Cellular component (GO): chloroplast thylakoid membrane; Golgi apparatus
Molecular function (GO): calcium ion transmembrane transporter activity; manganese ion transmembrane transporter activity
Source: RefSeq, a predicted model, not a curated record
UUGAAAUAGAGAACACGGCGUAUCUUUACAUGAAUGUAAGGUGGAGAAGACGAGACACUGAAGAGACGGAGAGUUCUGAAAAUGCAGACCCUUACGCCAUCAGCUAUCGUCUUCAAGACACAUUUGCAGCCUUCAUGUCCCAAGCCUCUUAGAUUUUACCACGUCUCUUCUUUAUCUCCUUCAAUUCCUGAUUCGCGGAGGAAGAACCCAUUACAGUCUUCCAGGAAUCCCUGUACCGUAUUUCCGAGAUUUUCAAGCCAAUGGACUCGACAUAAGAACUUGGGCGACCAGUGGUUAGGAAACUUCCAAACAUCUUCGUCCAAUGCAGGCUGCACUGAGUCCAAAUUUCCUGAUGGUAGAAGUUGCAACGGAACAUCUAAGUUGAUGCAAUUUCAAGAUGAUUUUGUGGUUUUGGGCAAAUCUCCUGUAGAAAUUACUUCAACAAGUGAAGAUUGCAUGCCUACAUCAUCUUUUAAGCAUGCACUCCCAAUUUCUGAUUCAUUCUUUCAUGGUUCACUGAAGUUUGCACUGCUGCUUGGCUUGUUCACAUUUCAAGGAUCUGAAACAGCAGUAGCUGCUUUGGAAAUUGCUAGUGGGUUGCAGUCAGUUCCUUUUCUUGGAGAUCUUGGCGAUAUUAGCACAGGUUUUACUUCAGCAUUCCUGCUGAUCUUCUUCUCUGAACUAGGAGACAAGACCUUUUUUAUUGCGGCACUUUUAGCAGCUAGAAGUUCUGGGGCCAUCGUUUUCAUUGGAACUUAUGGUGCACUUGUGGCAAUGACUAUUAUAUCUGUUGUUCUUGGACGGACAUUUCAUUAUGUUGAUGGUAUCCUUCCAUUCAGAUUUGGUGAGACUGAUCUGCCAAUUGAUGAUAUUGCUGCCGUUUGCCUUUUGGCUUAUUUUGGAAUUACCACCUUGCUGGAUACUGCCUCAGAUGAUGGUUUGAAAGCAGACGAAGAACAAAAGGAGGCAGAGAUAGCAGUUUCCAGAUUUUCAGGAAAUGGUGCUGGAAUGGUUGCUGCUGCUAAUACUAUAAUUAGCACUUUUGCACUGGUUUUUAUUGCUGAGUGGGGUGACAAAUCAUUUUUUUCAACAGUAGCACUUGCCGCAGCUUCCUCACCCUUAGGAGUCAUUGCAGGAUCAUUAGCGGGUCAUGCAAUUGCAACUUUGAUUGCUGUUCUGGGAGGAGCUUUGCUGGGGACAUUCUUAUCAGAGAAGGUUGUUGCCUACGCAGGAGGUAUUCUUUUUCUAGUUUUUGCUGCGGUGACAUUGGUUGAAAUAGUAAGUUAAGAGUUUAGAGUUUGCCAACAAUUUUUGUUUCAUCGUAGGCAACAUAUGUUUGUUUUGUUUUGGUUUGGUUUUGGUUUUGGUUUUUUUGGUUACCAAACAUAUAUUCAAUUUUGUAAAUACAUUAGACACGUUUAUUCAUUUCUAAUGUAGAAAUGGAUCAGAUGUAGGAUCAUUUUCAGGUAUUUUGAUGAUUAUCAAUUUUAUG